This is a messenger RNA of Entelurus aequoreus (snake pipefish), 1275 nucleotides long. It is a transcript of the gene ttc19, whose product is annotated as tetratricopeptide repeat domain 19. Gene Ontology annotation, cellular component: mitochondrial inner membrane. The record is from RefSeq and is a predicted model, not a curated record. NCBI's taxonomy places the organism in Eukaryota, Metazoa, Chordata, Actinopteri, Syngnathiformes, Syngnathidae. Bases 60 to 1196 code for a protein of 378 amino acids. The transcript is spliced from 10 exons. Gene Ontology annotation, molecular function: protein binding. Gene Ontology annotation, biological process: mitochondrial respiratory chain complex III assembly.
AGAGUGCAUGUCAGGGGUGAACAUUUUACCUCACUUCCGCUCCCACGUCAAUAACAAAGAUGGCGGCGGCGUGUGUACGCGGUGUCUCCCUGCGUGCCAGCAGGCUUUUGUCCACCCAGCUGCACAGGGUUGUCGGGCUCCAGACGAGCAGUACUGGAACGCCCCGGCAGUUAACUAGAAAGCACCUUGGCGGCUGGGCGAAGGUGCCGUGGAGAGGAAGGAGAUGUGUGUGGGCGGGGGCAGCGUUUUCGUUGUUGUUGUUGGCCUCGGAUGAAGACGCUCAAGUGAAAGAAGACGAGAUGAUUCUGCUGCUGAAGAAGGCGAAGCUCAGCAUCUUGCGGGGUCAGCUGGAGGAGGCGUCUACAUUUCUCCAUGCUGCAGUCGCCAUGGCUCACCACUCAAACAAUCACCAGGCUAUAGUGUACGCCUACAGCCAGAUGGCCAACUUGGCUUACAUCCAAGGCCAGAUGGACCACGCUGAGAAACUCUUUAAGGCGGCCAUGAGCUUCAUGCUGGCAGGCGGGAUGCCGCAGGACGACAACGCCUUCAUUGAGAUGUCCCUCAAACUCGCCACCAUGUACGCCGAGCAGAACAAGGCGGAGCUUGCGGAGCAUGGCUUCACUUUCUGUUUGGACACUCUGGAGGUGAAGGUGCAGCAGCUUCAGGAGACGCCAGAAGCUGAUCGGACAGGUGAGACGAGUUUGUUGGUGACGGUAACGAAAAUUGAUGGAAUGUGUGAAGACGAGCAGGAAGUUCUAAGGAAGGACACCCGCCUGCUGCUCGGUCUGUGUUUGGACUCGCGUGCUCGGUACCGAGCAUCCAAGCUGCACCUGAAGCAGGCCGUCGCCGACUACGAGAAGGCUCUGAGCAUCUGCCGCCAGGAGCAGGGGGAGUCCCACCCCCAGACCGUGGUCCUGAUGAGCGACCUAGCCACCAUCUUGGAUAUGCAGGGUCGCCAUGACGAUGCCCUAGCGCUGAUCCGGCAGGCGGUGGAUCUGGGUCGCUCCUCAGAACACUCGGAGCUACAUGUUCUUGUAGGGAACAUGGCCGGCAUCCUGCUGCACACAGGUCAACUGGACGAGGCCGUCCGGUUCUACGGGGAGGCUUUGCGUCUGGCGCAGCAAGCUGGAGAUCAGAAUGCAGUGGGACACAUCAAGGAGGGGCUGAGUCAAGUAAAGAAGAGGAAGGACGAGUGAUGCAGAGCUGGACUCUGAUUGGCUGAGAAGAGUGUGCUUUAAAAUUAAUUUCUGUGUUGAAUAAAUAAAACAGUUUCAA